AUGAUUGAAUAUGAGAAGAUGAGCAAUACAAAGGGCCUGGAGCACAUCGCACGUGAUUGGAGUGGAGUAACAGGCAUUAUGUCACAAAUGUCUUGCCCUUUCAAUCCCAGGCAGAUCGAGCUUUCAUUCAUUGACAGGCUGGCACAACAGCGGAACGCACUCUGGGAACACUACCAUGAAGAUGAAAAAGGUCCGGAUUGUGUUUGGCCUCGAGGUCUUCCGAUGCAGCGCCUAGUUCCAGGGAAUGCAUGGGUGUAUCAUGCUUUGAAACGUCCGGAGGAAGCGCCAUACAUAUCGUCAAGAGUCAACAGCAUUCUUUUUUGUUCAUCAGAGAUCAUGAUGACCAUCGUUCCAAAAAGCCACCCCACGGAACAUUGGAUGGUGGACGACCUUUGGUUUGCAAUUCAGGCUUCUAUUGUCAAGGACAAGCCGGCUGAACGCGAGCAGCGCAUUCUGAGUAUCUGGGAAUAUUAUUCCUCGAAACUAGAACAGCACAAAGCUCAACUUGAGUCUUUUAAUAAGUGGCUCUCGACUCAUGUAUGUAAAGCAAGAAUGAGAAAGGCUGCCAAUAUCAUCAAUCCCUCCUUAGCUCUUUCGUUCAGAAUCGCCCCCGUUCCGACAGGCUCACUACCAGUUGAAUGGAUUCCUCAAGAUGAAACUGAAUCCAGCACAUCCAAAUCUUUGAAUGAGGAGGAAGAAGAACCUCCCUGCACUGUUCUUCUAUGUCGCAUGCUGGGUAAAGUUCCGGUGACGACUGCCCUUCCGGCAAGAGACUCACGAUCCAAACCGCCACCAAGCUUUCCCAUGUGGACAUUCGACAAGAAUUUAUUGGAGUCCGGAUUCCAAGAUGAUAUGACCCAUUUUAAGCACUCCAUAGCUUUGUCUGCACUCCUAUUCCUGGCAUCUUACACCAAAGGUUCCCAAGUGUUGCAAGCCGCAUUUCCCGACGAUGAAAAUCCGCGCUACCCACCCAUACGCCUUGCAGAUUCAUUUAUCACCCGGGCCAAAUCUGGCGAAGCUAGAUUGGUACUGAAAGCUCCAGUGAACGCCUUGAAAAGAUGCGGCAAAGGAGUUCCGGCUCAGCUGUUGCGGGAUGUCAUAUGGUCUCUUUUGGACACCCUGAAAGCAGAUCCGGAUUCGACUAUGUAUUCGCAUAUCUUGUUCCGCACCCUUGACUUGAUCGAGUUAUUGCUCUGCUCAGAUCAGCCUCAGCUUACAGUUGACAUCCUUCUUCGGCUGUGGAUGGAAUUCCCUGACAACUCAUCCCUGCACCGCAAGAUUAGUCUCACCAAUGUUGGCUGCAGACUACGACCUGAACAAGCCGAGGAGAUGAUGGUGGCCCUUGCGAAAGCAGUAUGUGAAGCCAUCGAGUCCCAAGAGAAGCAGGUUUCCGGGAAGCAGGGCAAACUGUUUGUCAAGGUUACUACUGCGAAGAUGUUGGCGAAAGCCGUGGGCGAAACAGAUUGUAUCUCACAAUCCAGUCGAAUGCAUAUCCUGAAGCGUAUGCUCGAUGUCAGUCGCCACAUUGACAUUCGCAGAGGGAUCUUAGACUCCAUUCUGGUUCUUUUCAACAUCAGUAAUAGUCGCGAGCUAUACGACCUUUUCUCUUCUGUUGCUUUGUCCAUCGCAGGUCCAAGUGAGGAAAAGGUGACAACCGAAGAGGAGUGGAUUGCAGCAGAAAGACAAGAUGGACCUUUACCAUUAAUUGCGGAGAGCAUCCAACGCCCAAUAAUUCAAUUAUUUGUCUUCACUGCCUCCUCCAGGAUCCCAAAGGAGCUGCGGUCACACUAUGCUGAGAACGUCUUGCUGCCACUGUUGGAGGAAUCCUGUCGUCAGCAUACCCGAUGGCUGGCUAUCGUAUGUGCUAAGCUUGGUUUGUCAAUUUCUAAGUUAGGUAUCACAGAGCAGGAAGUUGGACCUUUCGCACCCAAUCUGGUUCAAGGAAUUUUCUCGGAAUGGAGAGAGCAUCUUCCAGCCAUGUACUUGCAGAACUAUCACCGUCCGUGGGCAAUGGCCUAUUUGCGCUUCAAAUCCUUUGACAAAAUAGCAAAGAAGCUUGCCAAAACAAAGGACCGUCAUUUAAGCUGUUCCCAGGUUACAGGAUACUGGAACUUAUUCUUCAGAAACCUUCAGACACGACCUAAUCUGUACAGUCUCGAUUCUCGCCUCAAUGACGCCCUGACUCAGCCUGAGGCUGGAAUCAGUGCCGACAUGAUGGUUGAGGAUAUUCUGUGCCGUAUUGAAUUGAUCUCCAAAACACCCAUUCGACGCGAUACCUCUUCUGAGAAGUGGAUUCUCAGACCGAACUACAGCAUUGAGAUUCUACGAGAUCUCCAAAAAUCUCGCGUGAAGGGAUUGGAGGACUCUUUCUACAGACCGACGAUCUACUACCGAAUCACAGAUGUCAUGACGCGAACCAUUGAGCUUUUCAAUGCAACCAGGAACCAAGACUGGCCGUCUAACCUGGCAAAAGGCUUCCCCAUGACACUACCAUCUUUCUUUGAGUAUGAAGUAUUGGUGUUACCCUCGCCAGUUUACAACCCUAUUGAUUCAGAGGCGAACUCAUGUAUCAAGAUUUUCGCCGGCUCGGUGAUUUCUUUGAUACACAAGUACGCAAGUGACCCCGAGUGUGUCUUACUACUCCAGCUCAACGUCUUGGAGUCUAUCUUCAACGAGAUAGAUCAAGCAGACAAAAUGGAAUGUGCACUGUAUCUUGGUCGUAUCAAACACGAGCAACUUGGUCCUGUUGAAGCUUGUGUCAGAGUCAAGCUGGCACGGAAGAUUUUGGACAUGGAUGCUAUGCCUCAGCGAAGCAAGAGAAAAUCGGAUGCUAGCUGUGAGGAAAUGGUGGAGGAAUGGAAAACCAGUGGGAUUGAUCUUGUUCGACAGAUUGGAUGGGCAUAUGAGCAGUCGGGGUGGUAG
Molecule: messenger RNA, 2922 nt
Organism: Penicillium malachiteum
Lineage: Eukaryota; Fungi; Ascomycota; Eurotiomycetes; Eurotiales; Aspergillaceae
Exons: 1
Coding region: 1-2922 (973 amino acids)
Source: RefSeq, a predicted model, not a curated record